Molecule: messenger RNA, 1270 nt
Organism: Chelmon rostratus (copperband butterflyfish)
Lineage: Eukaryota; Metazoa; Chordata; Actinopteri; Chaetodontiformes; Chaetodontidae
Gene: rpl7a
Product: ribosomal protein L7a
Exons: 8
Coding region: 1-1191 (396 amino acids)
Biological process (GO): ribosome biogenesis
Cellular component (GO): ribonucleoprotein complex
Source: RefSeq, a predicted model, not a curated record
AUGACCAGCGGGAUUUUCUUCGGCGCUGGGGAAGACUUGGAGGUGAUUACUGCCGCCGACAUGCACAGCUACGCCCGCUCGCAUGGAGGCGAGGGGGCUCUCUCACCUGAGACUAAACAAACUCCGGCUGCUGAACGGGAGAAAACGGAGUUAAUCCUGACUCAGCUGCAAGACAACAUUGUGAGAAUGCUGGUGGACAAAAUAAAUGAGUCAGAGAGGAACCAGAGGAGAUGGAUCCUGAGGCUGUACGGCCUGAAAGAACACGAAGGAGAAACCCUCAAACAACGUGUGAUGGAAAUCUGCCGAGCCAUCGCUCCAGACCUGGGCGACCACCUGCAGCUUCACAUUGACAUUACUCAAAGGAUCGGACGGAGAGACGGAGAGAGAUUUAAGCCUAAGGGAAAGAAGGCUAAGGGGAAGAAGGUGGCACCUGCCCCUUCUGUGGCCAAGAAACAUGAGGCCAAAAAAGUAGUCAACCCCCUGUUUGAGAAGAGGCCAAAGAAUUUUGCCAUCGGCCAGGAUAUUCAGCCCAAGCGUGAUUUGACACGCUUUGUGAAAUGGCCUCGUUAUAUCCGCCUGCAGAGGCAGCGCUCCAUCCUCUACAAGCGUCUGAAGGUUCCUCCUGCAAUUAACCAGUUCACCCAGGCUCUGGACCGCCAGACUGCCACACAGCUGUUCAAGCUGGCCCACAAGUACAGGCCAGAGACCAAGCAGGAGAAGAAGCAGAGGCUGCUGGCCCGCGCUGAGCAGAAGGCAGCUGGAAAGGGAGAUACCCCAACCAAGAGGCCCCCUGUUCUCCGUGCAGGUGUGAACACUGUCACCUCUCUGGUAGAGAGCAAGAAGGCCCAGCUGGUCAUCAUUGCCCACGAUGUGGAUCCAAUUGAGCUUGUCGUCUUCCUGCCAGCUCUGUGCCGCAAGAUGGGUGUCCCAUACUGCAUCGUCAAGGGCAAGGCUAGACUGGGCCGACUGGUGCACAGGAAGACGUGCACUUCAGUUGCCUUCACACAGACAAACCCUGAGGACAAAGGUGCACUUGCAAAGCUUGUGGAAGCCAUCAAGACCAACUACAAUGACAGAUAUGAGGAGAUCCGUCGUCACUGGGGAGGAGGCAUCAUGGGCCCUAAAUCCACAGCCCGCAUCAACAAGCUGGAGAAGGCAAAGGCCAAGGAACUGGCGACCAAGCUUGGUUAAAUUGUUUGAAAUAAAAAAAAUGUAUGUCCUAAUCGAGCGAGACUGUUGUUAUUGUUACAACUAAAGUAUUUUGGAACCA